AGUUUCAGUUUGAAUUUGUCUAGCAACGAAAAACGUUUGUUGAUCAUUUCGAAGCGGAACGGUGGUGCGCCUGCGUUUGUCGUACAGUUCCUGUUCAAAUUGAUUUCUGAGCGUACGAACGAGAGCGUGUAAAGCAAAAAAUUCUUAUAAGUAAAAAAAAAAGAAAAUAAAACCAAAAAAUAUAAACAUUUUGUUGCAAAAUAAAACGACAUUUUUUUCAAAAUUUGAAAACAAAAAUCGAAAAAUACCUCCGAUCCAAUUGCAAAUAUUGAAAGCAAAAAAAAAAAUUCCUCAAUAAUAGUAAAUAAAUGACAAUUAAACAACAAUAAUAAUACUCAAUGAGAUCUGCACAGUUAUUAUAGUUAUUAUUUUUUAUAACAAGUGAAUAAAAAAAGAAGUGGUUAAUUAUUAUUUAUAAAAUUGCUGCACAAUUGCUUUGUACCUAUUUGAAAGUGUUUAAGCUGAAUGCAAAAAUAAUAAUAAUAACAACAACAACGACAGCAGUAGCUAAAAACAAAAGAGGCAACAAUAAUUGCAUUUUGCUUUGUUAUUCUUGGCCCAGUGUUGGCUGGCUGCCUAUUGACGGACGUUGGUCACUUUGUUUUGCUGGUAACUUCAAUGGAAACAAAAACAACAAAAUAAUAAUACAAAAAAUCCAAAGUUUAUAAAAAUUACGAUUACAACAACAAAUUUGCAAAAACAAUUGUCAUAAAAAUAUCGUUUGGAACAUUCACUGCAAAAUUGAAAAAAAAAAAAUAAAAUUCCAUCCAUUGACUGGCUGACUUUGAAUUAGUCUCACCACUUGUUUUUGAAUUUAGCCGCCUCUGGUUGACACACUGAUCUUCCAUUAUUCAGUGGUUCAUUGUCUCCUGAACAUUUAAUCUGAACUUUAAAUCAAUUCUCUGUACCAAUUUGUGUGUGUCUACGGUUAUGGUGUCAACCAUUCGAAAGCAUUGGCCCAGUUUCAAUUCUUCCGACAGAAGAGGGUGAAAUCAGAACAAAACAAAACAAAAAACUACAACAAAAGACUCCGUGAAACUAAGUGACAGAAUUUAUUUAAUGCAGCCUUCAAACAACAACAGCAACAUCAUUAUCAGUCAAAUAGGAAAAGCAACAACAACAACAUCACAAUCAUCACAAAAUAUUUAACGACACUUGGUAAUUCAAUCUGUUGGCCUAACAAAAUUGCGAUUUCUUGAUCCGACAAUGGACGGCGGCGGCAGUGUGGUUAGUGAACCAAUAUCGGAUGCACAUCGUGCAUUUGCCAAACAAAAAUCGGCUUCUAUGACCAUUCUCAAUCCAAAAUCAACCAAAUAUAGUUUAUUACAAGACAACACCAAUACCAAAGUCUUAAGCAAUGUAGAUGUCGAUAACUUAAGCACCAGCCUCACACAUAGCUCUACCACAGGACGAAGACGCAAAGGUUCUUCAUUGGCUGGAACUUUGUCAUCCCGUUCAUCACGAGGAGAAUGCAAAGAACUACGUUCGGCCUUGCAGGAUCGUGAAACGGUCAUUCAAAAUCUACGCAUUCAAUUAUGUUUGGGAAAACUGCCACGACCUUCUGGCCCGCCGCUGGAUGAAGCCGAUAAACCGGCGGCCGAGCAAAAGCUACAGAAACUCAAAACAGAAGCCGAAAAUAAGAAAAUUAAAAUUAAGAAUCUAAAAGGAGCCCUGGAUAAAUUAGAUAUUACAGAUAACAUAGAUGUACGCAUAAGACAAGCAGAACUGGAGUAUGCUUUGGGCCGUGAAGAGUUGCAGUUACUUUCAAUAGUCGAAGAGGCUCGGGCCUUGCAGGCACGUCUAGAGAAAUCGAAGGUCCAACCCCAAAGCCUAUACAACCUCCUCAGCGGCGGAGUCUCAGUCGGGUUACAUGCUGUCCAGGCAACUACCGGCCGAUGGGCUUCACAGGAAAUACCCGAGGGGUCUGGUGUGUUCUAUGUCGAGUGGGCCUUGGAGGGCGAUGGUCUCUACAAGGGAGAUCGUAUUAUAGAGGUAAAUGGCAAAUUAGUCGCUUGCAAAACCAAAGAAGAAUUUCAAAAAUCCAUCGGCAAUACGGGAAAAUGUCAACUGGUGGUGCUACGAAGAAAACCAGCCGCCAUACCACAAAAACAAUUGGAUCAGGAAAAGGAAAACAACUUGCGUUUGCAACAUCGAAUUUCCUAUUUGGAGGAACAAGUCAAAGAGCUGCAGGCCAGCAAACAUGAAAACGAACAACUGCAGCUACAACUCCAGCAUCAGCAAACGCUUCAGCAACUGCAACAACAGCAGCAACAGCAGGAAAACCAAUUACAUGGUCAUGUUACGAGCAUAAGCAUAUCAUCGCCACCAUCCACACCACCAGAUAAACCGUUGAUAUUCCAAAGAGGCAAUUACAUUACCACUCUGGUGGGAGGCAAACCAAUUGAGCUGUUGGGCGAUGACACACCCACGCCACCAGAAAUCGAAAUCAAACGACACAAUGUCCUGACCAAGAGCAAAUCGGCUGCCCACAUAACCAAAACAUUGAUACGUGAAAAUAGUCAGCAUGAUAUAAAUGUCAUGAUCUCCAACAAAGCUCUCUCCUCCUCCAAAAUAUCAGUAAACAGUGAUUCCAAUGCUAGUCACAGAAAAGACAAGGAGAGGCAGAAGGAACGCUACGACCGAAAUAGUGUAAGCAGCAGAAGUCAAUUGCAUGCCCGAAGCGUGGAACAUUUAAAUCACAUGAAUGGGUAUUGCGAACGCCGCCGUGAUACUCCACGCAGCACUGACAUCCACACAUUGCGAGCCCGUCUAAAUUGCGAUAUGCGCAGUGUCAAAUCUUUGGACUUUGAUAGUGACAAUGAGACACAUCAUCCUCGAUUGCGGGCUCAACAGUCCAGGGACACCAUGUCAGAGGCCCGCACCGUUAGACCGACACCGCCCAAAAAACCAUUGCGCCUAUCUCUACAGCGGGCACAAAGCCUGCAGACGGUCGAAUUGAAUGCCAACAACGAAGUGGAGCGCAAGCGUCCCGUCAAACGGGCCCACAUGACAGAGAAACCCUCCCUGACUUGUGAUAACCAUGUGGACAACGGCAGCAGUUUACUCAUCGAAAACUGUCGGCAUGCCGUUGCCUCCGCUUCGUCCAUGCACACGACGUCUUCGUUGGGUCGCCAUCGGCACAAUCUAUGAAAAUUACUGAAUAGUCUCUUUCGUUUACAAGAAGAGAUUUGAUUUUACAGUAAAAAGAGUUCGUUGAGAUGCCGAUGGCCUUUGUCAGCCUUUGUUUUACUUUCUUUUGAAAAGAACAAAACUUUCUGUGGAAAGUUUGCUUUGUUUUUCGGAAAUUUUUCGUUUUGUUUAUUAUUUCUUUUUUAAGCUAUGUUUAGGAACUAGUAACCCAAACCAUCCAAUUAUAUAUAUCCUUAUAGAAUGAUAAGUUACAUUUGUUUAUGUAUUGUUUAGUUGAUAAUUUAGGAGUAAAAAAAAGAAUAUUUAGUUAAAUUUGACUGGUGUAUAGUAAAAUAUAAUUUAUA
This is a messenger RNA of Musca domestica (house fly), 3494 nucleotides long. RefSeq lists its product as uncharacterized. Bases 1207 to 3150 code for a protein of 647 amino acids. Lineage: Eukaryota; Metazoa; Arthropoda; Insecta; Diptera; Muscidae. Gene Ontology annotation, molecular function: protein binding. The transcript is spliced from 6 exons. The record is from RefSeq and is a predicted model, not a curated record.